AUGUUCGAUGCUUAUUCGGUUACAGAGAUUUCAUCAAAUUUACCUUCGGAAGUCUCAACAUUAGCAUGUCAAAAAUCCUCUAAAACUGUUUAUGCCGGCAGCAAAGAUGGCAGUUUGUUCCUUUACACUCCAAGCAAACGAAGUUUCGAGCCCAUGUGCUGUCGUGGGUUCGCGAGGAAAGCAGUCAUGGAUUUGACAGUUUGUGAAGAGGAAGAGUUCAUCAUAUGUGUGUCAGAUGGAACAUUACGAGUUCAUAAUCUUGCCGAUACAAGCUUCCCAACCAUCAGUGUUUUGUAUAAAAUAAAGCCCGUCCAUAGUUAUGUGGUCAUGAAGUUAAAGGAUAAGAAUUCGAUAUAUUUUCUAUUGUCUUCAAAGAAGCGUUUGUCUUUAUUUAAAUGGAUAGGAUCAGAAGCAGGAUGUGAUAAUGAGUUCCAAGAAAUCAAGCUCAACUGUUCAUUAGCCUUUUCCGAUAAUCCUUCAAACUUGCGGUUUUGUCGUGACUUUGCCGUUUUCACUGUUCGUGACGAAUGCUUCAUUAUCCAAUUCAGAGAGAAAACGAAUAGCACAGGCGAGACCUGGUUAGGAGAAGUAACAAGGCUAUCAACUACCAUAGGUCCCCUAGUGGUUAUUGACCAGAAAAACCAAGGCUUGAUUGGUCUGUGUCGUGGAGAGUCUUUAGUAGUGUUCGAACCAGGGGAUAAAAACCUUGUGAAGUGUGAAGUCAAAUUCUCGGAUACUCCAAUUAGCAUAGCUUAUGACUCGCCCUUCUUGAUAGCAAUAUUAGGUAAAGGCCAAAUCGAGGUACAUUCUUUGAAUCCUCCACUACUCAUCCAAAGUAUAAAACUGAAUCGAGCCCAAUACGUUUGCAAUGGAACACUAGGACAACUCUAUGUCGGAAGUUCCAAAUGCUUAUGGGUGUUGGACUGUAGUGGAAAUGUGAAGAAGAUAGUGGAGAAAUUGAUUGAAGAAAAGCAUUUUGAUCUCGCCAUUCAAUUAGCUGAUGGAUCUAGUGUUUAUUCGGAAGAUCAGAGAAGCGAAAUGAAAAAACAGGCAGCUCUGAAUCUUUUCAAUCUGGGAAAAUUCGAAGAAGGCUUUGCACUUCAUAGAGAAAUUAAAACAGAUGUUAUCUCCAUCAUCAAGCUUUUCCCGGAACUGCUGCCCGAAAAAUACAGACAGAACGAGGAUAUUUUCAAAUUUCCUGCGAAUGUGAAGAAAAGAGCUUUGAUCGCUUUAAGCAAGUAUCUCUCUGAAAUUCGAACAGAGUAUACACAGAAGUUGGAUCAGAGCAGUAGAGGAAAAAAUAUUAAAAACCCAGUAGUUUUAACUAAAGAACAAGCUGAAAAAUUGCAAAUUGAGCUUCAAAUGGUUGAUACUACACUCUUAAAAUGUUAUUUGAAGACUAAUCCAAUGUUAGUAGACUCUUUGUUGCGUCUUCAUAACAACUCUUGUUUUUUCGAAGAUGCUCAGAAUAUUCUAUUGAGUGAAAAAAGGAUUUCAUCUCUCUUCAUAUUAUAUGAAACUAGGAAAAAGCACGAAAUGGCAUUGGAGUUGUUAUAUACUGAAAUGGAGAAACCAGAUCCUGAGCCAUUCUUCAAAGGAUCUGGAAGACUUAUUGAUUAUCUUCAAAGCUUAGGAAAUAAUCACUUGGAGCUCAUUUUCUAUUAUGCUGAACUUAUUCUCAAAAAAGAGAUUGAUGAUGGAUUAUCGAUUUUCAUUGGGGAGGAUUCUGAUGUUGCCAGAACUUUGGACAGAAGUCGUAUUCUGAAUUUCCUCACUGAGAACUGUAUCCAAGCUGUCGUUCCAUAUUUGGAACAUCUGGUCUAUGUUUGGAAUGACAACUCUCCCUAUAUUCACGAGAAUCUCGUCGAGCACUACGUGAUCAAAGUAAGAAACUUGAUGGAUGGAUAUACUCACACUUUCAGAGAUGAACAAGUUAUGGAUAAGGCGGGAGAAGAGCACGGGGAUUUGGGAAUUUAUCGAAAAAAACUCAUCAAGUUCCUGAAGUUCUCUGUUUCGUACAAUCCCCAAACCAUCUUGUUCCAGCUGAAGAAACAUCCUUUUUAUGAAGAAAGAGCUUUGAUCCUUGGACGUUUAAAGCAGCACGAACAAGCUUUGAACAUAUAUACUUCGGUUCUGUCAGAUUUUGGAGCUGCGGAACAAUAUUGUGAACUGUUCUAUGACAAGAACGAUCAAUAUGAUUCAAAAGUUUAUGUGCUUUGGUUCAAAUCAUACGUUUGCCCUUCCGAUUCUGCUGUGUCCGGUUUGACCGAACAUGUUCUGCCAGCUCCAGCCCCAGAUGUACAAAGUGCUGUUAAAAUUCUGGGGCUCUAUGCAGAUAAAAUAGAGACAAUUACGGCUCUUUCCAUUUUACCGACGGAUACUCCGUUGGCCAUGCUAUCGAAAGCUUUAAAUGCUGUUCUUCAAACAGUUCAUAAUGAAGCUACAGCUUAUUCUAUAAGAAGAGCGAUAUGCGAGGCAGCGGUAGAGAUGUCGGAAACGCGUUUGAAAAACGCUGAAAGUACUAAAAUAGUAGUAACCAAUUCUAGUGAAUGUAAAGUUUGUAAAAAGAAAAUCGGCAUUUGUGCCUUCGUUCGUUACCCCGCCGAUGGUAGCCUUGCCCAUUUUGGUUGUAGUAACCAACAGAAGAUAUAG
This is a messenger RNA of Auanema sp. JU1783, 2652 nucleotides long. The record is from the annotation of a GenBank genome assembly. Lineage: Eukaryota; Metazoa; Nematoda; Chromadorea; Rhabditida; Rhabditidae.